UUGGGCGGCCUCGAUUGAAUCGGGCAAUACAGAAGUGCAACUGUUUUCAUCCCCAUUCUGUCCCCCAAAGAAAGGCACACGAUCCGCAGUAGUUUUCUUCCCGAACGUGCGGAAAAGCUGAAACCAGACACACACACAUACAAACAGAUACAUUUUACUCACAAAACGCCCAUACGCACCGCCGGGAGGAGGCAAGCGGCCAGUCAGCCAGCCAGCCAGACAAACGAACAAACCGAAACCCUUGGCGUGCGACGCAAAGCAGCAAAGGGCAGCGCGCAAAUACGUCACCUCAUCAUCAUCAUCAUCAUCUCGAUCAUCGCUCGGCAUCAGCGGCAGCUGUAACUCUGGUCGGACCGUUACAUUAAAAUAGUGUGUUUUUGUUGCUAGUGAAAAGAGUCGUGCCGCCGCCGUCGUCGUCGUCGUCGUCGUCGUCCAGCCGCAAAAACAAAAAGCACACACCCGCGCGAAGCACUUGAAAACGCGAAGAAGAAGAAGAGAAAAGAGAAAAAAGGUACAUCCAUUGUGCAGUGUUUUGUUUCAUGUGUGGUGUAAGGAGAUAAGUAAUGUGGUGUCUUUCAUGCGUCUCUUCUCCAACUAAUUCAGAACCAAUGGCUGCUAUAAGGAAAAAGCUUGUGAUCGUCGGCGAUGGUGCCUGCGGUAAAACCUGUCUGCUGAUCGUCUUCAGCAAGGAUCAGUUCCCGGAGGUGUACGUGCCGACCGUGUUCGAAAACUACGUGGCCGACAUCGAAGUCGACGGCAAGCAGGUUGAGCUGGCACUAUGGGAUACGGCCGGGCAAGAAGAUUACGACAGACUGAGGCCGCUGAGCUACCCAGACACCGAUGUUAUUCUCAUGUGCUUCUCUGUCGAUUCACCCGACUCGCUGGAGAACAUCCCCGAAAAAUGGACCCCUGAGGUAAAACAUUUCUGUCCUAAUGUACCCAUCAUCUUAGUCGGCAACAAAAAAGAUCUCAGAAAUGACCCACACACAAUAAAGGAAUUGGCUAAAAUGAAGCAGGAGCCCGUCAAGCCACAGGAGGGACGUGCGAUGGCCGAAAAAAUAAAUGCUUUCGCUUAUUUAGAGUGUUCGGCCAAAUCGAAGGAGGGCGUGCGUGAAGUUUUCGAGACUGCUACGAGAGCAGCGUUACAGGUGAAAAAGAAGAAGAAGAGUAAAUGUGUUCUGCUCUAAAAGAGCAAAGCCAGCAUUGUGCUCCCUAUUGCGAUGGUGUUUGCGAUGGUGGAAAAAAAAAACACUACUGAGCCUGUUGAGUAAAGCGAAUCGUAAGAGAGGGAGAGCAGACAAGCGACCGAAGAGAGCAGAAAGCGAUGCAAACAACGGGAAGCUGCAAGUAGAAGAGCGCAGCAUCAGCGUGUGUGUGGUGGAGAUGUGGAGGAUCGAGAACGGCAGUGGUAGUAGAUAGAUGGCCCGAGUGGCGCUAUAACAUUAAUCGUUUUGGGAAUGGCAAAAGGAAAGUGAAGACGCUAAUUCGUAGGUAAAAGCGCCACAUCAUUACACGCAACAGCAGAAGCCUCAGAGAUCGAAGAAAAGAAUCCUUUUUUUAGAAUGAAAAGAAACAUCUUUCGACCACCUUUCACACAAAGCAGACCAAAAAAGGAGAAAAAAUGAAGAUAAAAAAAACAACAAAAGGAUAGAACACAUACCAAUUCAAUGCCAGGGAUUACAGCCAGGGAUUACAAGAAGCCUAGACGGGAGACGGAAAGAGGAGGGAACAGCAGGCAACAGUGAACGUGAACACUAGCUGCGAAUAGAUCUACUUGGGUGAGUGAUGCGCGUCACCUCAGCUCCUUUUUUGUGGUGUGUGAAGAACUACUACUAGAGUUUUCUGCAUGCUGGAGAACGUAGCGUAGUCACCGAACGCCUUUUUUAAUGUGUGUGUACCUAGCGUAACGCAUGCCAUGAUGAUGAAAAUGAUGAUGGAAGAGAAUAGAGGAUGUGUAAGGCAAAAACUUUUCACCCGAUACCGCCCCCACCCCCGCAAGGGAGGGUUGUUUUGUUAUGCAAAAGCAAAAGGAACUGCAGCGUGUUUGCUCUGUUAGGGAAUCAUUUUACAACAGAACCCAACUAAACACAAAAAAACUUUGUAUGCAAUGGUGUGUGGACGCAAUCAAAUCGUCCAACAAUCACAUGGUGCCGUUGUGUAGUGCACGUAUUUUGAAGUGCGGGCCCUAUUCGACGGGCCUUGGUUAGAAUGUCUGCAGAAGUAGGAAGAGGUCAAGCAUCCACAUUCGCGCACACCACUGCCCUAGAAAGGUAGUGGAGAAAAGUACGGAUAGUUUCUUCAAACGUUCAUGUUUCUCAUAUUUGGUCCCAUUUUUCCUGUUUUUAUCUACACAACACACACACACACCUUCUUAGAUACAUACAUACAUGCAUAUAUAAGAUGGCAUCUACUAGAUGUGGUUUUUUUAUUAUUAACUAUUCGGUAAGCGAUUAAGUAAAUGAGUUGAGUAUGCAAAAAUCAACAAAAACAACACAAAAAAAACACUUAUACGGGAUAAAAGCAAAACGUUUCGUAACAAAAGCAUGAACGACAGAGAAAGCUAGCGCUCAUCACAGUCGGAAUAGGAGUUUAAUUGAAAGGAAGCAAACCACUCCCACACACACACAAACCCCUAUAUAUAGAACGUAUAAUGCAGAAAGGAAGGUUAAGCAGAGAUAACACACUCUUAUUUUAAUAGCCCCAGGAGUGUAUGAUUCGUUCGUUCGCGAUGGCAUAUUUUUGCUAAAAUAUCCGAGCAAAAGUUUAAACACACACACACACACACGUCGACAACACCCAUCCAUGUAGAAUGAGAUUAUGAUCAAAAGUACCAAGCCCGGAGAGAAAGGUAAAUCAGGCAAAUUUAGUUUGACUUGAUUUGUAAGCGAGAAGAAGAAAAAAAAACCCUAUUGUAACAUCUUUGUCGUGUGCAUCUUCUCUGCUUUCGAUGUUUUAAACAGUCGACCGGGCUUGAAUGGAGGCAACAUAGCAGACCACCAGAGAAGGAUAAAAACCACGCAUUACUGUAAACCACGAGCACCUCCUAGCCCCGCGGAUCAUGAACUCGAAGGCGGCAAAAGGCAGGAAGGAAGUGAAUCGGAUAUUUGGAAUCGAAUUGUAUUCGGUGUGUUUUAUAUUUAAAUCACACUCUCCCUUGUAGCGUAAGUGGGAAAGAAUGCGCCCAUCGCCGGAAACGCUACACAUUGUUUUGGCAAAGCAGAACUAGCAGGAGAAGUGUUGGUGUGUGUGUGUGUUUUUGAAAUGGAAAAAAGUCGCGGGAUCGCGCCAUGGGAUCGCGUUGGAAUCGUUUAGUAACGAUGAUGAUUGCAAAACAAAACAAAAAAAACAAACAGACACAAAUUGAAGUGCAUAUGCAAAAUGAAACACGAAGCAUGAUGAAAACGGAUCGGAUCUAGGAUAGUAAUAGGGUAACACAAAUUAGCGCGGAAGAGAGAUAGCGAGAGAGAGAGAAAGAGAAGGAGAGGAAGAGUCAGAAUUUUAAAAAAGAAAGCAGAAUAAUAAAUUCUAACCAAUGAUAAAA
This is a messenger RNA of Anopheles merus, 3541 nucleotides long. RefSeq names its product ras-like GTP-binding protein Rho1 (gene Rho1). NCBI's taxonomy places the organism in Eukaryota, Metazoa, Arthropoda, Insecta, Diptera, Culicidae. Gene Ontology annotation, molecular function: GTP binding; GTPase activity. The coding region runs from base 564 to 1187 and encodes 207 amino acids. The transcript is spliced from 6 exons. Gene Ontology annotation, biological process: small GTPase-mediated signal transduction; cell migration. The record is from RefSeq and is a predicted model, not a curated record.